Molecule: messenger RNA, 1538 nt
Organism: Syngnathoides biaculeatus (alligator pipefish)
Lineage: Eukaryota; Metazoa; Chordata; Actinopteri; Syngnathiformes; Syngnathidae
Gene: natd1
Product: protein NATD1
Exons: 3
Coding region: 126-461 (111 amino acids)
Source: RefSeq, a predicted model, not a curated record
ACGUGACCCUCCAGCUGAUUUCGUUGUAUGUAGUGUUUAGCUUUCCGUGUUCUGUUUGUAGCCAUUGCUGCACGGUGGUGUUCACAUCAUAAUCGUCGUGUUUUUGUUUUUAUAAACCUGCCGCGAUGGCUCAUACAGCACAAGCAAAUGCCUUCGACGCCAAUAACCCUCAAAUCCAGGUGGAACACGACAAAAAGCGUCGACAGUUUGUCAUAAGACUAAACGGGUCCCACGAUCGUGCAGUUCUUCUGUAUGAAUACGUUGGGAAGAAGACGGUGGACCUGCAACACACUGAAGUUCCAGAUGCUUACAGAGGGAGAGGAAUUGCCAAACACCUGGCCAAGGCGGCCAUGGAUUUUGUGGUGGAAGAAGAUCUGAAAGCUCACCUGACCUGUUGGUACAUCCAGAAAUAUGUCAAAGAGAACCCUCAACCUCGUUACUUCGAACAUAUUUACCAAUAACCUCAUGUGGUGCCAAAAGACAGGAGAGAAAGAGACUCUCAGAACUGAGGUAUGCUUUGGAUUUAAAGGCUUACAUACAAAAAAAACCCAAGACCUUCCAGGCAUUGUUAAAAGAAGGUCGCUGAUCACCUUGCAAGAAACUCCAACGCUGACUUGACUCAGUCACAUCUACCCACAACAAGGGGAGGCUUCUUCGGCAGAAAACAGGACAGCAAUCAGCUGACUUGAGCCUAAACUCUAUCAGAUGGAAAAGCUUCAGGAUAUGAAUUCUUCACCAGUGUGUGUGCAUGAAUGAAACGGGUGUCGCAUUUAAUUUGCUCACAGGUAGAAGGUAGACAUUAUGAGCUGUCUGACCCUUUGUUUUCCUUCAUGGCGGUUUGACCGAAUUCACUUUUUCACAUAAUUCGGCGUUUGUCUUCAUUUAACCUUCCCUCUGCCGGCGUGUUGUGACUAUUUUUCCACUGGCGUUAUGACUUCAAAUGUGUAAAAAUGUAAAUGAUCCAAUAAUACCUUGCGCUGGAUUAGAAGAAAUCAGACAAAUCAUUAGUAUGCAAAAAAUGCAUUUUCAGCCUCACAAAUUUCUAAAGGAGGCAGUUUGUCAAACUUAAUGUUGGAACAUCUUUUAAGUGUCUUCUUGGGCUGAAUUUUAGUUGCAAAUGCAUAUUUGGGGUAUAUUAAGGUGUCUAAAAUAAUAUACCAUAUAUACAUGUCCAUGCGAUUUCCCCCACGUAUUUACCUGGUCCUUUUUCUUUCUUUCCUGUUUGUCUGAAGUGAUCCAGUCUUCCCAGAAAUGUAACCACUUUAUCAAAGGGGGCGGGGGUGUCAUACAUUGGGUUGGUAAAGCAAAAGCUUUAUUAAUAUUUUCAUUUUAUUUUUUUUUAGUCUGUAAAGAGUACAGAUGAAACUACAGGACGCAAGCCUUUUUAUUUAUGACAGCCUGUCACUGUGACACGUGCAAAUGGACAAAAACCAGCAUUUUAAGGACAGCACGGCUGCAUCCAGGGCAUUUAUAUUCAAGUUUAACGACAUCCUUUGUUGAUUCUGGAACUUGAAACUGGAUGGCUGAAGUUUACACAC